GGCGGGCGGGCGCUGAGGCGGCGGGGCCGGCGGGGCCGGGGGAUGGCGGGGCUGGCGGGGGCCGUGAGGCGGGCGGGGGCGGCGCGGGGCCCCGGCGCCCUCGCUCUCCUCACCCGCGGCAUCCUCAGCCGCGCGGGGCCGCCCCGUCCCCGCGGGCCGCUGCCGCGCACGCCCUGGACCACCCGCGGGCCGCCGCCGGAGGAGCUGGCCCGGAGGGUGGAGCGGCGGCCGGUGCGGGAGCAGGUGGAGCUGGACGCCAUCACCUAUGCCGGGCGGCAGCACUUCUUGCCCGGCCUGGCCCGGCCGCGCUUCCCGCCCUGGGACCGCGGCUGGCACGAUCCCUGGCACUCGCCGGGGCCGCGCUACGAGGAGAUGCCGGGGUACCGGGAGCGCGCCUGCUACAUCUGCCACCAGGGCGUCCGCAUGCUGGAAGGCGUCCGGCAGGCGCGGUGGCUCACCAAGACGCAGCUGGCGGGAGGCCUGCCCGCCCCGGUGCGCGGCAUCGCGGACAGCCCGGCCCUGCGGCCCGAGGGGCUGGAGCGGGGGGUGCAGCGGGCCCUGGCCCGCGCGCGGCUGUGGGGCCCCCCCGGCGCCGCGCCCCGCAGGGAGCGGUUCUGCCCAGUACUGUUUGAAGACUUGAUACAUUUGUGUCGGUUAAUGUCCGUGGAAUAUCCUGCUCUGACUAAAAGAAUGUUGGCUCGGAACUACAGGAUAGCAGCUACUUGGGAAAGAGAAUCCAUUCUCCUUCAGGUCCGAGGCCUGAAUGGAAUACUUAUGAACUCUGUGGCCCCAAUACCACCAGUAGCCUCCAAGGAGGAGAUACUGGCCACCAAAGAACACGUUCUGGAGACCUUCUAUCCCAUCUCACCUACAAUUGAUCUUCAGGAAGUGAAUGUGUACAAAGAGCUCAACGAUACAGGUUUCAGAGACGGUUAUCCAUACCCCCAUCCUCACACCCUCUUCUUCCUGGAGUCGGCCAACGUCCGUCCCGACAGGUUCAGACCGGAGCAGCUUCGGGCCAAAAUGCUGAUGUUCGCGUUCGGCAACGCGCUGGCCAAGGCCAGGGCGCUGCACGGGAAUGAUCCCAAGGUUUUGGAGCAACCGAUAGUGGUGCAAAGCAUUGGCACAGAUGGCCAGCUCUUCCAGUUCAUGGUGUUCCAGUUAAAUACAACAGACCUUGUCUCUAAUGAUGGCGUUAAAAAUCUGGUCUGGAUUGACUCUGAUCAGAAUCUGUAUGAAAAAGCCCAGUGUGUUCCAGAAGUCAAGAAGAGAGUUGUUACGAAGCCCGCUGGAAUAUAUGGCUUUCAGCCAGACACAUUCAGGAAGUUUCUGGCACUGUAUCUGCAUGGAACUGUGUGAAAUUCAGCUCAAAUGAAAAUACUUCACCCACUGUACCUGCUGCUUCUCUUUGCCAGAGCCCUCACAUAAUUAAAGAAAGGUGGAUUAAUUGACUUUCAAAAAUAAAUGAUAUUGUUACUGAAAGUAAAAAAAACAAAACAAAAUCAUUUAAAACUAAA
Apus apus (common swift) is the source of this 1517-nucleotide messenger RNA. It is a transcript of the gene MRPL37, whose product is annotated as mitochondrial ribosomal protein L37. Gene Ontology annotation, biological process: translation. Gene Ontology annotation, cellular component: ribosome; mitochondrion. The coding region runs from base 43 to 1359 and encodes 438 amino acids. Gene Ontology annotation, molecular function: structural constituent of ribosome. The record is from RefSeq and is a predicted model, not a curated record. Lineage: Eukaryota; Metazoa; Chordata; Aves; Apodiformes; Apodidae. The transcript is spliced from 7 exons.